CGGCUUCACUCCCAAGCCAAGACCGUGGCUGCCUUCCAUGGGUGAUGAUGCGUUUCAAUCUCCAUCCUCGUCAUCAUGUCACAUCCACGCCAUCUUCAUCUCACCAAAAUGCUGUAAAUCGACACAAUCCUUCUUUUUAAACCACCAAAACACACCUAUCCUCAAGGUUGCUACCUUCACAUCGUCCCAAUGAUCUAAAUCUCACCAUCAGUGCGCCUCGAUUGCGCUGCUCAACAUGUCCUCCUCCCCCUCCUCUCCCAAGACCUUUCCCCAGUCUUCCGAAACCACUCCUCUCCUACAACGGUCCGAGGAUGCCACUUCAAAUCGACCCGCUUCUGUCAAUGAAUCUCUCGACUCCAGCUCUCACAAGCGGACAGAAAAAUGGCCCACAAUCAUUGCCCUGACGGCCCUCUGUCUCUCUGUUGCGCUCAUCUGUUUCGGCCUGACCCUCCCCUCGGCCAUCCAAGAAUAUGCCAAAGAAGGUCUGGUCUUUGAGCCAACAAAACUGUCCGUUGACUCUUUCACAGCCUUGGGAAUCAAGGCGAGGGUCCAGGGCACUUUCUACUUGGACGCCUCCAAGGUUCACAAUAAAGCGACAAGAGACUUGGGAAGACUCGGAACAUGGAUUGCUAGAGAGGUCGAGAGUGAUGAAUCGUCCGUCAAAGUCUACCUUCCCGACUACGACAAUGUAUUGCUAGGCUCAGCCAUCAUCCCUCCCAUCAAAGUCAAUGUCCGAAACCAACAUUACAACUACAUUGACUUCUAUACCGAUCUCGAGCCGGGUGACGUUGAAGGCAUCAGACAACUGGCAAAAGAUUUUCUCGACCACAAGAUUCAAGAAAUUUCAGUCAAAGCGAUUGCACAGGUUUCAGUCCAGAGUGGCCUCAUCAAGUUGGGCCAACAGACCCUCACCCAGUUCCUCCAAUUCUCCGGCGGUGACGUCCCAACCAUUCCUGCAUUCGACAUUCAAAAUCUUCGAUUUGCCGAGUAUGGCUUGCCCGGUCAUCCAGAUGGAUUGAAGGCUAUGGCUGCUGUGACGGCAAAGAAUGAAUAUCCUGUCAAUUUCGACGUCCCUCCCUUCGCUUUCGAGAUUCUCUUACCAGACUGCGAGGAUGACUAUCUCUUGUUUGCCACCGCUUCCACCGAGGUCAUACACGUCAAGCCUGAACAGAAUGUCACUGCCAAGGUUACUGCGCUCGUUUCACAGCUUCCAAAUUCGCUCACUUCAGCCUGCCCUGGGUCCAAAUCUUCCCCCCUCGAUAGUCUGGUUGCUGACUACCUGGCUGGUCGUGACACAACUGUUUAUAUUCGCGGAGGAAAUCAAGAUCCCGACACCCCCGAUUGGAUUGGGAACUUACUCAAGGAAACCACACUCCCCUUUUCCCUUCCUGGCCAUCCAUUUGACAACCUCAUCAAGAAUUUCUCCUUGACCGACACUCAUUUCUCGCUCCCUGACCCAGGCAGUGAAAAGUAUCCCAAAAUAUCGGCUGUUGUCAAAGUCCUGGUGGGCAUGCCCGCAGAUAUGGAGGUCAACCUGGAUGUCAACGAGGUACGAGCGGAUGCCCAAGUGUUUUACAAGGGUAAGCUAUUGGGCAAUCUCGACUUAUCGAAGUGGCAAAAGGCCAAUGCCACCAAGGUCGGUCGAGACCUUUUGGUCCAGUCCAUCGUCCAAGAGGCCCCGCUUAUUAUUGAAGACGAGUCCGUCUUUACCAAGGUGGUACAGGAAUUAUUGUUUGGAGACGGAGUUGCCCUCUCGGUGCACGCCGUGGUAGACGUGAAUACUCUGACUGCUCUGGGCGAAUUUGUGGUGCGCAACAUCCCAGCGGAGGGUCAGAUCUUUGUGGCGCCACUGGGAGGAGGAGGGUUCAAGAUGCCGGAAAUAAAGGGUAUGGAAAUCGUUGAAACAUCCGAACAUGCAUUAACUCUACAGGCAACGGUUAAUGUUACAAAUCCCACCGAGUACUCGGCCACUAUCCCCUACUGCAACGUGAGUUUGGUCGUGAAUGAAACCCGCGUGGGCUACGCAUGGGUCUCAGCAAACAUUGUCCCAGGACCCAACGAGGUUGUUGCCCAAGCAGCAUGGGAAGUGAGCAGCGUUGGCCGAGAAUGGUUGUCUCAAUUCGUUUCGGGAUAUAAUACGACAUUGACAGUACAAACUCACGCCAAUUCGAUCCCCGGUGUACCGGAUAUCGGCUUAUCCUUGACCAUCCCCACACCCAAGUUGUUUGGCCGUCAUUUCUUAAAAGAGACAACGAUGCAUCUGCUCUCCUCGACGGCCACAUUUGUCUUGGUCUCACCAUUUGCCCUGUUUAUCACGAGCAUUGCGGCAUCGGCAUUUUACAACGACACCGAGGUGGGCACCAUCACAUGGAAAUAUCCAUUCGCCAUUGAAGAGGGUGAGAAUACCACACCUAAGCUCCCGGUAGAGUGGGGAGGAAACGCUUUGGGCACGAUUCGAGAUGCCCUUGGAGGUACUCUCAAGUUGGAUGCCAGUGCAGAUGUCGGAGUGAGAAUUGGGGAAUGGAAUGAACAGAUCUGGUAUCAAGGAAAAGGCCUCGGAGCCAACAUUCGAUUAUAGAAGAUCACGUACAUGUUAUUUUGUGACAGAUACACACACGCGAGAUGAAUGACGAAAUAUCACCGAUAGACCAAGGCUGUUCUGAUUUACACACCGCCCAGACAAGAUUCCACAUCCAAAAAUCGGACUUGUCGGAUGGAGCAUAAUCACAGCAAACAACAGGGUUGGUUGAUGAGUGUCACACUGUGUACAGA
Messenger RNA from Exophiala mesophila, 2772 nucleotides. RefSeq lists its product as uncharacterized. Bases 236 to 2578 code for a protein of 780 amino acids. The record is from RefSeq and is a predicted model, not a curated record. NCBI's taxonomy places the organism in Eukaryota, Fungi, Ascomycota, Eurotiomycetes, Chaetothyriales, Herpotrichiellaceae. The transcript has 2 exons. Gene Ontology annotation, cellular component: fungal-type vacuole membrane.